Molecule: messenger RNA, 4746 nt
Organism: Macroventuria anomochaeta
Lineage: Eukaryota; Fungi; Ascomycota; Dothideomycetes; Pleosporales; Didymellaceae
Exons: 5
Coding region: 153-4544 (1463 amino acids)
Biological process (GO): protein transport
Source: RefSeq, a predicted model, not a curated record
CAAGAGCCCUGUGUUUCCAGCAAGCUCUCCGAGGAGCGUGAAAUCAUUCACCGUGCCCAUAGUUGCACCGCACCCACAUCACCAGCGAUAAACGGGCCCACACAACACGCGAGCAGCCGUUGACCGUCUCUCCAGGUCGCAACACCGCGACCAUGGCCGCCACACAAAGUAAUGGCCGGGCCAAGAAGACGUCGAAGCCCAAAGCCAAUGGGUAUCUGAACGGCUCGGCGAACGUCGGUUCAACGAACGGCCAUCUGAAUGGUCACGCAGACAAGUCGCAGUCCUCCAGUGUCGCUGUGCGCCAGAGGAAACAAAGAAGAACGUUCACAGCGGCCGUCACAAGCAUCGUGCUGAGGCUAUCGAUAUGGUACUUCAUCCUUACCGCCGCUUUCAGGUGUCCUUCCUCGUUGACACAACUGAACAACUCUUCUCCUCGUGUCUGCACUCCAUACCUGCAAGCUCGUUCAUACGCAACACCCUACCUCGACCCUUACUACCAGGCCUACCUUGCUCCCCACGUUGACAAGGUCAAGCCCUACGCCGACCGCUUCGAACGCCAGGUCUACACACCCGCUGCUAGCUUCACCAGGAAGCAGUACGUCACAUACGGCGCGCACAGGGUUGAGCAAGCACAGAAGCAAGCUGCAGCCAGCUGGGACAAGACCGUUCGUCCACACCUUCAGACCGCCCAGGACGCGGCCCAGGCACAGUACGAUGCUUAUCUGGGGCAUCACGUCAAGAGGGCCUCUGAUGCCGCCAGCCCUUACUACAGUCAGGUCAAGGCCAGCUCGAAAAGCGUCUACCACAAGUCGGUCCUUCCUGCGUACGAGGCUUCCCUGCCGUAUUUGCACAAUGCUCGUGUGCACGGCCGUCACGUCAUUGUCGAUGUCGUCUUCCCUCACGUUCGUUCUGCCAAGGACAUCACCUGGUCUUUCCUACUCCGCAACGUAUGGCCCCAGCUGCGCGUCCUCUACGGCGACAACGUUGAGCCACAGCUGGUCCGUAUCUCUGAACGCCUGGGCCGCUACCGUGACCAGCAGAAGGUCGAGUCUGUUGUCGACGCCGUCGAAUCUGAAACAUCUACUACUGCAACCGAAUCUGCCAAAAUCGUUCCUACCGUCGCUGCAUCGAGCUCCCGGUCCAUCGCCUCCUUUGCCUCUGCAUCCAUCAGCUCCGCUACCGAAGCAGCUUCGAGCGUGGUGAAUAGCGUUCUGGGUGGUGACUCGUCUAGUGCUACCUCUAUCGAGGCUCAGCCUGAGGCAUCGAUCGACCCCAAGGAUGCCGGUCUGUCUUCUGAGGAGCUCAAGGAGAAGCUCAACGAGGAUCUCCGAAAGUGGCAGACCAAGUUCGCCGCAGCGGCUGACAAGGGUGCCGAAGACCUCGAGCAACGCGUUACUGAAAUCACCAGUCGCCAGGUCGAGAAGGGCGUCAACGGACACGGCAAAGCCUUGAUCGUUAAGCUCGAGGAGAGCGCAGACUCCACCAUCGCCGGCUUGAAGAGUUUCAUCAAGCGUACCGUCCAGUCUCUCCCCGAGGAUGCCACCGAGAAGGACCUCGAGGCCGCACAUGAGCAGUGCAGCGCUAAGGCCCGCGAGCUCGGACAGACUGUCAAGCAGAAGGCUCAAGAUGUCCGCGAGUGGAAGGCUUCCUACGACACGGAGACUGAUACCCUCGUACAGGCUGCUGUCAAGAGCACUGUUGAGGUCCUUGAGAAGAUCCACGGUCUUGGUCUUCAGGAGGUUGGUAUGCGCUGGGCAUGGACUGACGGGGUGACCUACAAAGAUUGGCAGAACUACCACAAGCUCAAGUCCACCCUUACAGAAUGGCAAGCCGAAGUUGAGUCCGUCGGCUCUAGGCAUGAGGGUCUCCGCGUUGCUCACGAAGAGGCGAAGCGUCUCGAGGAUGAGGCUAUGUCCAUUGCCUCGAAGAACGUCAACGAGCUCGUCCGCCUCAAGGAUGUUGCCAAGUGGAAGCUCUGGGCUGAGGACGCUACCGAUGAUUUCACAAACAACGCUGUACCUCCCCGCGCACGCAAAGCAGCCCAGCAGGUUCUGGACAAUGUUGGAGACGCUUCGUCAAAGGUCUCGGAGGCAAUCGUUGGCUCUGAGACUCCAGUCAGCGAAAGCGUUGCUUCUUCGAUCAAGAGUGCAGCCUCCGAUGCUUCCUCGAAGAUGUCAAAGGCUUCUUCUAAGGUCUACGAGUCCGUUGUCGGCUCAGAGACUCCUUCGACACAAAGUGUACUCUCGCAGGCAUCAUCCAAGGCUUCUGAAGCCGUUAUUGGCGGUGCAUCAAGCAUCAGUAGCGGCGCCAGCGAGGCUGCUAGCAGCGCGUCCAGCGCUGCAUCAAGCGUUAGCAGUGGUGCGUCCAGUGCUGCUUCGGAGGCAAAGGAUGUCGUUGUCGAGAAGGCCUCCACUGCUACCGAGUCACCCAAGAAGGUCUGGGGCGGUGUAGCUGCUCAAGUCCUUGUUGAGGCCCGCGAGCCUGUCUUUGACGAUGUCAUCAACGAUGAUGAGGAUGAGACCUACUCUGUCAAGCUCCAGAGCAUUGUUGCUGACGCUGGUGACCGUGCGUCAGAGCUGACAAGGGCCGUCAGCGAAGCUCUACUUGGAGCCACCAAGACACAGGGAAGUGUGGAAUCUGCCACAUCUCUUGCAAGCGAGCAGUACGCCAAAGCUAUUGCUGCCGCUUCAAAGGCCUUGUAUGGCACACAGCAGCAGCCUCUUGAGAGUGCUACUAGCGUAGCCUCUGUGAAGUUUGCCGAUGCAGUCACCGCUGCAUCUUACGCCAUCUAUGGUACCCCGACUCCCACUGCGGUUAUCAAGACGGUGCAGGUUGAAGUGAGCUCACGCUACAGCAACGCUGUCAGCCUCGCCAGCGAACAACUCGAGAACGCCAAGUCUCAGCUGUCGAUUCUCGCGUCUGGAACCAAGCAACCCGCUUACCAGACACUGCUGUCCGGUUUUGAGAAGGCAUACUCUGAUUCUGUGGCUGCUGCUAGCCAGCAACUGCAGGCUGCUCUCCGGUACACCGAGUCAGCGAAGAGCUACGCCGCAGGCCCGACUCAAGGCUACUUCGAGUCUGUCUCUUCGAUUGCCUCUUCAAGGCUGUCCGAAGGUCUCAGCCAAGCUUCUGCUCAGUUCUCCACCCAGCCCACCUCUGGCGUUGACAGUGCUCGUCGCCAGUACUACGAAGCUAUUGGACUCGCCCAUGGCCGUUACUCUGAGUUCUUGGGUGCUGCCUCCAGCGCUAUCCAUGGCCCUCAGCAGGGCACUGCAGAGUCUCUAGCUUCAGUUGCCUCUGCGUCGGCAAGUGCCUUUGCUUCAGCCGCCUCGGUCUCUGCAGCCUCUGUCGCCGCUGGCGUUUCUGAUACCGUAAACUCUGCUGCCGCAAAUGCUCAGUCCGUAGCGUCGAACGCCCAGGCUGCUGCUGAGUCGUUGGCUUCUCAAGUUAGCUCAAGCGUCAUUGGCUCCGAGACACCCUGGACUGAAUCAGUCGCUUCUCAGGCCAGCGAAAACUGGGAGGCCUUGAUCGCUAAAGCCAGCAGUCAAGUCUACGGCCAGCCCACACCUUGGGCUGAGUCCGUCUACUCUCAGGCUGGUGCGUAUGGUGCACAAGCUACCGCAAGGGCAGCUGAGCAAUACGCUGGCAUUCAGGCUCUCAUCUCUGAGCUGGUCGUCGGCAAGGAACCUGAUUUCACCGAGAGCGUUAUGAGCCGCUUCGCAUCAGCAUACUCAACUGGUCUACCCGCUGUCGUUGCCUCCGCUGAGUCGUACGUCAACGAGCGGUACGGAUCUGCCAGCUCUUACGCCGGUGAGAACUUCGAAGCUGCAACCGACUACGCCGCCGAUGCCUACGCCUCUGCCUCGUCGGUCGUCAGCUCCAUCUUCACCCCACCAGCUGCUGUCGAGACCAUUCUCAGCCAGGCCAACGCGCAAAUCGACCAGGCUCUUGAGAGCGCCUCCAUUGCUGUUUACGGAACUCCCAAGGGUGCGGCUGAGCAGGCAAGUGAGUCUGUUGCCAGUGCGUACGCUUCCAUUCAGUCUCAGGUCAGCGAGGCCAUCUACGGUACCCAACAGGCCCAGGACAGCUUCACCGCCGCCGCCGUCAGCGCUCAAGCCGCCAUCAGCGCAGCGAUCUUCGGUACUCCCACAGCUACUGGCUACGCCGCUUCAAUCACCAGCGGUGCCUCCGACACCUACGGCUCAGUAGUUAGCGGCGCUGGAGAGGCAUACAGCUCUGUUGCCAGUAAUGCUGGGGGGGUCUACGACUCUGCUGCAAGCGGUGCGAGCGAGGCUUACACUUCAGUUGCUUCAGUUGCUAGCGAGAACGCCGAUUAUGCCUACUCCAAGAUCAGCUCCGCCGUAUACGGCCCCGAGCAGGGUGCUAUGGAGAGUGCAAGCAGCAGGAUCGCUCUUGCCGUCGAGGCUGCCAACUCGCGUAUCAGCGAGAUGUACGCCAGCGCAUCCAGCAACGUAGGUGAGGCAGCCAGCAGUGUGUCAAGCGUUGCUACAGAGGCCACACAAAGAGUCAAGGACGAGUUGUAAAGAGUUACACAACACGUUCACUACCACAACACGAUCAACUGGGUGCACGACCUCAUGUCUCCAGGCACCUUACACUAUCACCCACCCCUUUACGACCUCAGAAUUGCGCUCUCACCCCGUCACGAAUCACCAACCACGACGUCACACUCCUUACGCUGUACAAGUGCUUUUCCUCUGGUGUUCACAUUGCUCUAUUCCCCAC